AUGUCUAGUGUAGAAACGACUGAAUCCGGCAAGAAAAAGAAUGAAGUCAACAGAAACGCCACCAGCAACAGCAACCAAGAUGAUGACGAGUACGGAGAUGUUUUAGAGCUCGACUGCGACUUACGAGGCUUACAUCUGACUCAACCCAGGUGCGAAGCUGGGUCACAAGGCGUGCAGAGAGCAGUUCCCGCGAAAAUGCACACCACAACCCCGUGCAUUCAUAGCCUGGAGCUGAGUGACAUCGCAAAAAGACCAGUUUAUUUGAAACUUGAGAAUUGCCAGGCGACGGGGUCAUUCAAGGAUCGUGGCAUCGGGCAUUGCAUCAAACAAGCCUUCCUGAGGGGCCAUACGAGAGUGAUUGCUAUAUCGGCGGGCAAUGCUGGGCUGGCAGCUGCCCACGCAGCCACUACCCUCGGAAUGCCCGUCUCCGUCGUCGUGCCAUCAACCACUCUCAAUCUCCUGGUGUCACGACUCAAGCGAGAAGGGGCCGACGUUAUGGUUCAUGGAGACACGUUGAAACAAUCAACUGUUUUCGGCACUGAAAUGGCAGCGGCAAAUGACGCUUUUCUCGCACAUCCCUACGAUCAUCCCGACAUCUGGGAAGGUCACGCCACGCUGGUCGAGGAGCUCAAGGAGCAGUUGCCAACACGACCCGCUGUGAUCGUGACGGCCGUCGGAGGCGGCGGUCUCAUCAAGGGCGUCCUUUUAGGUCUGGAAAAGGUCGGCUGGGCAGACAGUGUCGCCACUGUCGGCAUGGAGACUGAGGGCACUGCCUGCUUCAACGCCAGCAAGAAAGCUGGAAAGAUUGUCAGUCUGCCCGAGGGUGCUAUGAAAAGCAUCGCAAGAUCUAUUGCAGUACACAGACCUGCAGCGGCUUUGGAGAACGACCUGAAGAACCCAUUGGUGUUUUCCGAUGUGGUUUCGGACACCCAGGCCGUUCAUGCAUUGUGUCGAUUUGCAGAUGAUCACAGAUUCCUAGUGGAACCAGCAGCAGGAGCAGCAUUGGCCUUUGUCUACUCGGGUCUGGUGCACAACCUGAUUAAGAACCGGGCCAUUCCCUGGACCCCGGAGUCGCCCGUCGUCAUCGUCGUUUGCGGAGGGAAUUCCGUGACCCUCGACCUAAUCGACGAAUGGAAACGACGCUUCCUCUCAAACAACAACAAUGGAGUCAACAACAACGACAAGCACUGAUUUAUGUGUACUGUCAUUCAUGCUUAUUUUUCUCGUUCUUCCGAGCACUAUAUAUAUAUUUAUGAGUAUAUAUAUAGCCGCAGAAGAGAGUAUAGU
Molecule: messenger RNA, 1287 nt
Organism: Notodromas monacha
Lineage: Eukaryota; Metazoa; Arthropoda; Ostracoda; Podocopida; Cyprididae
Source: the annotation of a GenBank genome assembly